Messenger RNA from Fusarium venenatum, 351 nucleotides. RefSeq lists its product as uncharacterized. Gene Ontology annotation, molecular function: nucleic acid binding; zinc ion binding. Lineage: Eukaryota; Fungi; Ascomycota; Sordariomycetes; Hypocreales; Nectriaceae. The record is from RefSeq and is a predicted model, not a curated record.
AUGCCUCGAAAGCGAGGUUAUAAAGCUUGGUCACGUUUAUUUCCGUCCCGUUUUCACGCCGAAUAUCCCUCCAAUUCAGAACAAAUCAUGAGCGUUCAGAACCAAGCUGGUGCCCUCCCGGGCGUGUUUUUCGCUGGUGGUGGCGGCCGCGGUGGCGGUGGUGGUAAUCGUGGUGGGGGGUGUUGUCGCCUGCUUUGUCACUAUUGCGGCCGUUAUGGCCAUGCAAAGGCUGACUGCCAGAAAUGGCAGAGGUUGAAAGCCCUGCAGGCAUCCGUGGAGGAAUUGCUCCUCCACUACAAUACUCUUGCGGCUUCGGUCGGGCAGCCGGGUUUUGGCCCCCCAGCGGCUUAA